Messenger RNA from Strongylocentrotus purpuratus (purple sea urchin), 1071 nucleotides. RefSeq lists its product as uncharacterized. The transcript is spliced from 7 exons. The record is from RefSeq and is a predicted model, not a curated record. Lineage: Eukaryota; Metazoa; Echinodermata; Echinoidea; Camarodonta; Strongylocentrotidae. Bases 1 to 1071 code for a protein of 356 amino acids.
AUGGCUGAAAAAUAUGACGAGCUGCAGAAACAGAUGAAGGACAAGUCAGUGGACCCUGCCAAGUACCUUCCUCGAGUUAGUGAGGAAAUUAAGAAAGAUGACAGCAAGGAGUUCGCCAAGGCCUGCAAGUAUGAACUCAUGGACGACAUCAUAGACAGAGUCAAGGCAGCGAAAAACAAGCAUGAGAAACUUAUGGUUGAACUAUGCAUCGAAUAUAUGAAGAAAAAGACGCAGAAAUACUACGAACUGGCCAAGGAAAUAUUUGACGAGAAAGCAGUGGUUAGGUGGAAGGGUCAUGAGGAGGCCAUUGAGCAGAUGAUUCGAAUCCUGGAGGAACCCAUAGAAUGGGAGCCCACUGACCGAGAGAAGGAAAACAUUCACGAAAAACACGUCUCUUGGGACAAUCAGGGACGCGCACUCAAGGAUGCAGUCGAGAAGAUGAUCGAAGCUUGCAGUCGUGACAAGAUGAUCAAGAAAGUUGCUCCAUCUUUCGGUCGCCUUCUUUCGUCAGCCAUCAAGAGCGGUUCAGACAUGCACAUUGUGGUGGCUAUCGCCAUAGUAGAAACAAGCGAGAUGGAAUGGGAGGGUAACGAAAAAUUGAUUCCUGGUAUCCUCGAAGCCUUUGACAAGUGGCUACGACGAGACGACAUCGACUUGGAAGAAAACCUUGACCACAAAUGCUUAGCAGGGACCGUUAUAAGUAAUCUCCAUGAACAUGCUGGUAAAUCUAGCGUGCCUCAUUUAAAAAGUCUCAUGGAAUAUUGCAUGGACCAGGAGCUUGAAAGCGAUCAUGUUUGGUCCCUUUCAGUGCAUGGGGAUAUUCUCUGUAACAUCAUUUUUGGAUUCAUCUUGAGGAAUACUGAAAAGUUAAAGAUCUUCAAGGACCUUUUGCCUUACGUGGUGAAGCUGCUCUUGGGUGACGUCAAAGAUUUAGAGAACGUGGCCGCGUAUGCCAUAGGAACUGUCUACGAGAAUGGUGAACUACUGGCUCCGUAUGGUGAUGACAUAGCAGAUGCCUAUCUGGAAAGUGAAGAUAUCUGGUGCGAAAAAACAGACGUUGGUAGUGAGUAG